AUGAGUCAAUUAGAAUAGUUCAAAUUUGUACAUAGAGCCUUUUAACCAAAGCUUCUCGAUCUUUUUCAUGUUCUGCAUUAAUGCAAAGUAUUUAUUUCCACUUUCUUGAAUUUCAUCAAUUCUGAGAAUCACAGUUUAAGAGAUUNAAUUAUCUAUAUAGGAAUCGUCUCCCAGGAGUUGGAAAAUCGAGCUUUGUGUAUAAUGAUUAUCAUACCAAGAGCACAAACAACGGAUACUCAAGAAAUUUCGGCGGAGUAUUUUAUACUAGAUGAAUAAUAUAUCUAUUAUAAAAUAAGAAUUUUAAUAUUAUUCCAAUUCCUAAAUAGAGUGUGAUCGAAGUCAGGUAAUUGAUCAUUUCCUUAUUGGAAUAAUAUUAAAUUAUAUUAUUUUUUAUCCAAAUAGAGUUUGUUAUUAUUGAAGGAUGUCAUCUUCUUGAGAAUCAUUAAAAAGUAAACAAAUUUUAAUAUCAGAAUAAAAAGUUGAUAUUUCGAUGGUAAUUAUAAUAGAUGGAAUGAUUUUUGAAGAGAUGUGCGAAUUAAAUGAGUUAGAGGUGCAAAGUAUGUAGCAUUGUGUGAAUUGA
Molecule: messenger RNA, 580 nt
Organism: Paramecium octaurelia
Lineage: Eukaryota; Ciliophora; Oligohymenophorea; Peniculida; Parameciidae
Source: the annotation of a GenBank genome assembly